AACAAUACAUAAGCUGACAUCGGCUGCGCCUCUCCGAGGAGUGAGGCGCUAUGCCUCUUACGAAAAGACUGCGUUCUUUAACAGAGAAAAAGAGUAAUGGUCCAAAGACAAGGCCACUUGAUGACUUCAUCAUUGUAAAUAUACCAAAAAAAGGUAAAGGUGUGCUGGCAAAAAAAUAUAUACCAAAAGGGGACACUGUGCUGGAGUAUUGUGGUGUCAUAAGGACAGAUGAACCACAUCAAAGUGAGGAUGACACAUAUAUUUUUGAAUGUGUCUUCAAAGGCAAACAGUACUGGUUAGCUGCAACGCAUGAUGAUGGAUCACUAGGCCGUCUGAUAAAUGAUGACAGAAAGCCAAACCUGAAACCAAAGAUGGUUCCGAUUUGUGGAGAGCCCCAUAUUUUCUUCUAUGCCAUCAGAGAUAUACAUCCAAGGGAGGAAUUGUUAUACUGCUAUGGAAAUGGUCCAUAUCCCUGGAGAAAUACUACAAAUGUAAAGGACUCUCCAAAUGAUCUUGUAUCCAGUAUACAGAAGGAUAGUAUACCUGUGACAGAAACUGAUGAUACUGCUACAUACAGUUCCAAUGAACCAGCAUCUGACAUUUCUGUGUCAAUGGUCAACAUCCCUGCAUCUGCAACUGAUGCCAGCAAACCAGAUACUGACUUUUUAACUACACACAGUCCUGAAUGUAUGUUACCAGAUGUAACUGAUGAAGAUGUGAUGGCUCCCUCAUCGGUUGACAAGCAUGACAAACCAUCAAAUCUACCAAGAGAUACAGUUGCUACCCUGGAUGAUGGCAUUGAUAACACCCCAGUUUCAACGACAAAUGUACAAGUAGUUAUGAUGGAAACUGAUGUUACUGCUACAUACAGUUCCAAUGAACCAUCAUCUGACAUUUCUGUGUCAAUGGUCAACAUCCCUGCAUCUGCAACUGAUGCCAGCAAACCAGAUACUGACCUUUUAACUACACACAAUCCUGAGUUUAAGUUACCAGAUGGUGAAGAUGUGAGAGCUCCCAUAUCAGGUGACAAUAACCAUGAUAGAACAUUAAAUCUACCCAGAGAUGCAGUUGCAAGCAUUUGUGAUGAAUUCACUCCAAUUUCUAGAGCUUGCUUUUAUGUUCUGUCUGGAUUUCGAAUUACUGAGGAAAUCAAAAAGAAAUUCAGAAGAGUGGCCAUUGCAUCAGGAUUUAGGAAAUGCAGAUACCUUGACUCCUUCUCAUCAUCUGUUACCCAUGUACUAAUGAAAGAAGGAUGUUUUUAG
Ylistrum balloti is the source of this 1262-nucleotide messenger RNA. RefSeq lists its product as uncharacterized. The record is from RefSeq and is a predicted model, not a curated record. The coding region runs from base 51 to 1262 and encodes 403 amino acids. Gene Ontology annotation, molecular function: protein binding. The transcript has 8 exons. NCBI's taxonomy places the organism in Eukaryota, Metazoa, Mollusca, Bivalvia, Pectinida, Pectinidae.